AUGGCAAAGCCGAUCCGAUUACUACUUAUAUACGCGAUUCUUCUAUUCAUUGCUCAUGUUAGUUGCCAAAGUGGUGAGGAGCUGGACGAGCUUGAUGAACAACAAUUCCUACUAGAGGUCAAUUCAACGUCUUUUGAAAACUUUACAACCUUCAACCUUGUCGAUACCUACUUUCCAUUGUUCGUGCUCGUCGUGGAACUCUCAAACGAGGAAAGAUCGAUUCUACAAAAGUAUCUUGACGAGAAAACCUAUGAGAAAUUGAAGUAUGAGCUAGACACUCAGGUCAAAAUUUCGGAUCCCGAGUUGACUUCGAAUCGGCUCAACCUCACUGAUCUGAUAUUUCAAACGCCGUUCUAUUACGAGAAUCCGCCGUUUGACAACAUCUCGAGUACGAUUGUUGAAGGGUAUCAUAAUGCCUCCAUCUACAACGCGAUUCGAUCGGUGUGGCUCAAACAGCUCCGCCCGUUUCUUCCAAUAAUGGAUCAGCUCGCUAUCAUGCAGUAUUUUGUGCAAAGAAAAGCCGCCGAGUACGAGCGAAUGUCGAUUUGGGCGAAAUUAUGGCAUAAUUUGAGCUCUUGGAUGUACGGGCGGCACGAAUUGCACGAAUGCGAUGCCGCCGAGCCGCCAUGCGUCCGACUUGCCAUGGAAGCACUUCAAUUCGAAGAGCGAAUCAAUUUGGACAAAGCGGCGAAUUUGAACAGGUUCGAUGAAGUCGAUGACAUCAUAAGAAGCAAGCUCGCCGAAUACGGAAGAAACGACGAUUUGGACAAUUGGCUGCGUCGCAACCGGCCACCGCCUGCCCUUGAAUCAAUUCUUGAAGAGCGCAGCGAAGUGGAAGAACAGGCACUUCAACGGCUUCGCGACAAUGGUGUGGUGAACUCGCUCAAGUAUUAUUACAAGGCGGUGAUCGAGUCAAGGAGUCAUGAGGAGCAAGAGGAUAUUCGCGCAUUUUUUGAGAAGAUGAAUGACACAUUCGCCCGAUGCUUCGACCCACUGCGCGGCCAAUUUCCCGAUUUUUGA
Messenger RNA from Caenorhabditis bovis, 1020 nucleotides. The record is from the annotation of a GenBank genome assembly. Lineage: Eukaryota; Metazoa; Nematoda; Chromadorea; Rhabditida; Rhabditidae.